AUGUUUGCUUUAGCAGCAGAAGAGGAUGUAGACGAUAAAGAAAAUAAGUGUGGACACACCAUAGAACUUUUAAAAGUGUUCAAAGCACUUCCAGAAAAAUGUAUUUCUCUUAUUUUAAUAGCAUGGUUAGACGGUUCACCAUGGAUACCAGAGAACAAAAGUCGAAUAUGCAGCAAACAUUUUAUAGGAAAUGAAAAGUCAAAUGAUCCUCGCAGUCCAAGUUAUAAUCCAACAAUUUUUCCACCUGCAUACAAAAAGCUUUGUGUGAACAGUGAGCAAGCUUUGAACAGGUACAGAAGAGUUUUGAAAAGGCCGAAUCAGCAAUUCAGUGGUGUGCCUAGUUUGAAAAGAAGAAAAAUAGAUACAAUGCUAAAUCAUCAAUCCUCUGUAGAUAUCAGCAUGCCAGAUCAUAGUAGAAAUAUUGCUUGUGAAAAUGAAACAGAAUCUACUAACAAUGUUGAAAACAGUGCACCCAGUAAAACAAAAAUUGAUUGUGGAGUCCAAGUUGAUUUUAUAAGCAUGGAUAACGUUGUUAAUGAUAUUUUUAUGUGCAACCGAUACAUUUUUACCACUGGAACUUGUGACAUGCUUUUUAGCCAAAUCCUUUCCCUUACAAAUCUUCUGUUCGCCGAAUUUAAUAUCGUGCGUUAUUGGCUGGAAGCCUGUCCUUAUGCUUAUCGUUUGAUUUAUAAUUUUGUGCAAAUGAUAUACGGCAAAAUCGUGCCAGUAUGUAAACAAAACGAGAUUUGUAGGUUAUACUUAUUAGAUCAUGCUUAUCUCACGUAUAAAUAAUAAAACUACACUUUUAUUUGUCGGAAAGCGAAGACUUAUCGGAUAUACAAGCUAUCAUGAUAACUUUUUUGAAAACUAGAUCAUAACAAUAAAAAAAUGGAUGAAAGCUCAAAUAUUUCUAUACACUACAAUACAUUUGACGAGACGGAAGUUGAG
Belonocnema kinseyi is the source of this 948-nucleotide messenger RNA. RefSeq lists its product as uncharacterized. The coding region runs from base 1 to 792 and encodes 263 amino acids. NCBI's taxonomy places the organism in Eukaryota, Metazoa, Arthropoda, Insecta, Hymenoptera, Cynipidae. The record is from RefSeq and is a predicted model, not a curated record. The transcript is spliced from 3 exons.